CAUCUGGCUUCGAGUCGAGGCUUUCAAUUGGGUGGGUCCCACUUCUCUCCCCCGUCCGUCUCCGUCUUCUCUUUCCCUUUUCCCUUCGCUCUCACUUCUUCUUCUUCAAUUGUCCAGUCAUCUCUCUCCUUCCUUCCUUACGUUCCAUCCUCAGCCUAAAAAACGAGCCCUUCUUCCAUCUUUCUCUCCUUCCGUUACCUAACCCCAAUCCAAAUUCAAUUCAAAUCAGACCUACAUUUCUGAUUCAUUGUUCUUCGUAUAUCUCUCUGUCUCACUUUGUCUCGCUUGCAUUGUUGAAAUCCUUGCUCGAUCAGAUCCACCCCCAGUAGUCCUGCUGUUACUGGUGUUGGGUUGUUCCGUUACUUCCAUCUGUUUUUUUGUUCUCUCGCCGGAGACCCAAUUGAAAGGAGAGCAAGGAAGAGGGUGCCGUGGUCGUUUCCCGGGUAAAUUCAUCUUACUAGCUCCCCGCCAUUUUCAUUUGUGGGCUGCUUUUAGGGUUCUUCGCCGGAGGAGAUAAAAUGAGGAAAAUGUUUUCGUUUUUUUCGCGGGAGUUUGUUGAGGUGAUGAUUAUAGUUCGACCAUUUUGGCUGUUUUCUCCAGUUUUGAUCCGGCAAUGGGAGCCGGUUCUUUUUGUGAUCUGUUGAUUUGCCUUAACCUUCAAUUCCAGGGGUUUAAAAUAGAAUCCGUCCUUGGGGCUUGAGAGGGUUUCCUUUUGUUUGAGUGGUGCUACCUGCUACUGCGUCAUAGCUAGGCCAGGGAUCAUUUUUCUAAGUUCAUUUGGGUCUGUUCUGUAUUUCAUUACAUCUUUCUUUUUCCAAAACUCUGUUUUAAGGGUGCAGUUUGCUCAUUUGAAGUAAAUGUACGGCCCUGAAGUUGUCUGCUCUUUUUAUGGGGAUUUGGAAAAAUGAUUGUCCUUUGUUCUCCAGUUUCUCUAAGCCUAAUUUUGCUGAGUCCACUGUUCUGUGGGGUGGCCAAGCUUGGGAGCAUUAUAGCUAGAGAUUCCAGUUUAAGAAUACUACUGAUUUUUGUAACUUUUCAUGAAAAGGGUUAGUCUUAAACGCAUUAGGAAAGAUGAACUAAUUGCGUGUAAUAAGAAAUAUAUCAAGGUUCAAUCAUGACUCGCAUAUAAGAUAAUCACUGCAAUGCUAUAUAUUUUAUGCGAUGGAAGGUUUAUGAUGGAAUGAUUAAAAAGGAAUAGAGUAACUUGCUUCUCCUUUUGUCUACCCAACUGGCCCCCUGCUAUCUUUAUACUUACCCCACCUUUCAAGUUUUCUUGGGUUGUUCUAAACUCUACCUCCUUUGUCUUAACCAGGGGAGAAUUGUCACUCAAGCAAAAUACUCAUGGGAAGAUUUGGAUUAUAAUAUGCUUCCAUAGGGUGUAGGAAACUGUGAAGCUUGGAAGAAGAUGGCAUUCUACUCUGAAGAGGAUAGUGCGGAUGAUUACCUGUUCAAGGUAGUAUUGAUCGGUGAUUCAGCUGUUGGGAAGUCGAAUUUGCUGGCCAGGUUUGCGAGGGAUGAAUUUUAUCCUAAUUCAAAAUCAACCAUAGGGGUCGAGUUCCAAACUCAGAAGAUCGAUAUCAAUGGUAAAGAAGUUAAAGCACAGAUCUGGGACACAGCUGGCCAGGAGCGGUUUAGAGCUGUUACAUCUGCUUAUUACAGAGGUGCUGUUGGAGCACUUGUGGUGUAUGAUAUCAGCCGACGCCAAACUUUCGAGAGCAUAGGCAGAUGGCUCAAUGAACUUCACACUCACUCUGACAUGAAUGUAGUAACGAUACUUGUGGGCAACAAAUCGGACCUCAAGGAUGCGAGAGAAGUGCCCACAGCAGAAGGGAAGGCUUUAGCAGAGGCACAAGGUUUGUUCUUCAUGGAGACUUCUGCUCUGGACUCAUCCAACGUGACAGCUGCUUUCGAGACGGUUGUGAAGGAGAUCUACAACAUAUUGAGCCGGAAAGUUAUAUCUCAGGAGCUCAAGAAACAGGAUGCCCCGGAGAUGGGGAACGGGAAGACAGUGGUUCUGCAGAGAGAUGGUGAACCAGGCGGUGAAAAUCCAGAGGGUGAGGCAGCUAAACAAGGUGGCGGCGGGUGUUGUUGAUCUUGGAGCUUUAGGUGAAGGAUUAAGGAAGUUUCUUUUGUUUGUGAUUAGAUGUUUAGCAUUUGAAUGAAGUAUAUGUGUUGCCCCCCAUCCUAGAAGCCACGUAUGAAGAAAUUAGGGUUCUUGUUGUUCUUCUCCAUUCACUUGUGUCUCCAUGUAGUUCACUUGUUCAUGUGGCCAGUUGAUUUAGAGAGAUCAGUGUUGUCUAUGGGAGUGGGCAAAAUGUAAAUGAGAUGAUUAUCUGAAGAAGGGGGUUCACAAAUGUUUAUGAAAUUCCUUUUAAGUCCUAUGGUGAUUUUGGCCCUUCUCUACUCAAUUAUAUUCAUUAAGUAGCUUCUGUUGCUUGGUUUUCUAAUUCGUGGUUGUAUAUGGGUCUUCAUAAAUUAGUACUUAAUCACUAUUCCUGUGUCAUAUUCAAUAAAUUUAAGACGGUCAUAUAGUACAAAGUAAAGUAAGAAUGAAAGAUUUCCAGUAAAAAGGAAAGAUAUUGAAAAAUAUUUUGGCAAAUUUACAUUAUUUGUGCGUCAUGUCGUGUAUUGUCUACGGAAUAAUUUUGAUUAAAUUCGAAACAGAUUACUAGUUGUGACUAAUAAAAUGCACGAUUAUAAUUUUUUAAUAUAAGAAAUUAAAUUAUCUGAUUAUUAAAUAUGUUCAUUAUUUUCUCCUUUGACAAAUGAUACUUUUUGUUCCAUUGAUUUAUGAUCAUUUUAUGUUGUCAUGAAAUUGUUUUGAUUCCAUUUUAGUGUGUGAUCUUUUGCCUAACUAGUUAAGAGAUUUGGAAAUGUCUAAUCCUCAUAGCUGAAAUGACAUCGUUUCUCACUAACGGUUGCGUUCCCUUUUCCAAAACCGUUAAGCGAUGGCGCGAAGGAACGAUGUCGUUACUUGGUAGUUAAUUACCUAUGGCCGUCAUUUCGGUUAAAACCGUCACCACUAAUAAGAGCGGAAGUCAGAGGAACGUCUUUCUUCCUUCUUUUAUAUUUCUCGCUAAACGGAGACUUACUCCGCUGGUCCAGCUUCAUCACACUUGGUCACAGCCCUUCUGCCCCCAAAUCGGCUGGCGGAGCCGUCGGCGAGGGUAGGGCAAGAAAGAAAGAAAGCUAGCUUGCCGUUCUCGAUUCCGAGGAGAACCAUCGAUUUCUCAGUCGGAAGUUCUUCAGAUCGUAAGAAAUUAGUGGUUUUGAUUCUGGGGAAAAGGGGUGAAUUUAUAGGGGACCGGAAAGGAAUGAUCUUUUCUCAUUUUCUUGGUGUUCUUCCGUUUAGGGGGGAAGAAAGCAAGCAGAAAUGGGGAGAUUGUUCAUUGAGGACGCGAAGGGAGAGAAGGUGCUCAUGUGCAAGGGCUGCAGGGUCGAUUCCGCUUCCUACGAUGACAUCCAGUCCAAGGAGUUUCAGGGUCGCUAUGGCCGCGCUUAUCUCUUCAGGAAAGUGUGAGUUCCCACCCCUGCAACUUCUCGUUCUCGUCUUUGCCUUUCUUGAUCUGGGGAUUUCGAUUGGGGUUGUGUCUCUAAGGUGUUUGAUGCAUUGUCUGUUAGAAGAGUAAAGAAACUGUGAGUUCUGAUUUGGUUGCCAAGUUGGGAUUCUUAGUGAUUGAGCCUGCAGAGUAAAGAUUAGAAGAAUUGGUCUGUUCAAUGGAGAUCUUUCUGCUAUGCUAGGAACUUUGCCCAAGAUUGGCCAACCCGUUGCGUGUGAUUAGCCACAGGAAAACAGAAAUCUCGAUGGCCUAGAAUCGAUAGAAAGAUGGCAUCUUUAGCGAUCAAGAAACCACACCACCACUACGGUAUGCAACCCCUUGUGAAGGAAACGCCUAAUAGAUUUUUAUAUAUAUAGAGGGAAAUUCGAAGGAUUCAGUUUUUUAAAGAGAUAUUUUAGUAAUUAGUUAGAAAAAGAGAUCCUUUGGAGCUCACAUGGAGAUUUUCGGGGAACUGCUUCUUGAUUCUCUUUUUGGCAGAAUGUGAAAGCUGGUGGUGUCUAUGCACGUUCCAAUGAGCUUUUUCAGGUGAUUGAUAAUGGGGAGAACGACAGAUUUGUUCCGUUGGCGGCUUUUGCAAUAGAUAAUAUCACAACUUGGUUAAUAGUACUUUCUCUUCUGCUAGACAUCGGAAUCUUGCAGUUGGUUUUGGAUUGGAUCUAGAGCUGAGCUCAAUCAUGUCCUUAGUGAAUGCACCUGACACAUACACAGAUGAAUUGUUGGCAAAAUGCAGUCGAGUUGGAUUGUGUUUAAUCAUCUAACCUUAUUGUUUUCCCAUAUCUUCUGUUUUUUAGGGUCAAUAUAGUAAUCGGAUCCAGCGAACCGCGAUUUCUUUCAAGUGGAUUUCAUGUUGUUAAUGACAUUUACUGCAGUUCUUGCAUGCAGCUAGUCGGUUGGAGAUAUGUAAGAUGAUACAGCCUCUUUUUCUUUUCCAUUUUCAUUGACAUAGACGUAGUGGAUUCUUCCACUGCAUUACUGGCAGACCUUAUUAUUCAGAUAAACACGUAGUUGCUUGCAGAUUACUAUGUGCAUAGGACAGAAUAUUAAGACAGGGCAGAGAAGAAUACUUACUUUACUUGACCGUGUUGGCAUAGUUUAAUGUCACAUGUGUACCUAAUCAUGUGUGGAUUGCCAGUAACGUUCUUCUAGCUAAGAGUUCAUUUUUAACAGAUUGUUGGUAUUGAAUAUUGAUUGACUUGUAAGUUGUAACCUUCAUCAUGUGCAUCACCAUUCAUGCUGUCUGUGAUUAUGGGACACCAAGUUGGCCCCCCAACUUGCAUUCUAGUAUAUUGAUUCAUUUCUGCUAAUCAAACAUUAAGGAAGAAACUUCCCCUCCAUGUCAAUCGUUCGUAUCCAUUCCAGUUGAAACAGCAUUGGUCUUGCAUCUUGUCUUUUCUAUAGUAACUGUAAAGUAUGAUGCUAAUCGUUCCAUUGCAUUUGCUCGAUUUACUAACUGAUUCGCUCUUUCCAACCACAAUAUGAUUUUUUUUUUUCAGGAGAUAGCUAAGGAGGAGAGCCAGAAGUACAAAGAAGGAAUGUUCAUCCUGGAAAAGGAGCGGAUGGAGAAAAAGGGUGGAUGAUGCUCAUAUGUAGUAAGCCUCAGUCACUACAUCGCCUUCAACUAGCACAAACUGUUAAUAUCAUUCUGCUUCUGCUGUCAUAUGAAACAGCCUCUUGUGAUCCAAACUUAAGUCUUAAGUGUAACUAAUUUGAGUGACGAUUACAUUCGAUACACUAUUUUUGCCAUCUAAGUAGAGGGUACUAUCAAACUAGUAGUAGAGGGGAAGCAAAUGUCAGAGCUAGGGGGCUUUCCUUUGGUAUAGUGAGUGGGAGAGGGCCAUUACUGUUGUUUUUGAAGCUGAAUUCUGAUUCAUUUUGGUUCUUUCCCUUUUAUAUUCGAUGUAAUAGACAAAGUUGGAGCCAUAGAUACCACCAAUUGUUUCUCAGAAACAGUCAGUUUUCGCAAUUAUGACUUGCUUUGGGGUAGCUGUAUGCGGAAUGUUGUCAAUUUGUUGGACCAUAGUGUCGCAUUUUGUUUCUCAAGUGGGAUGAAGAAAUGGGUAAGGUUGUAGGGUCAAAAUUCAGCAAACGUGGGUGUUCUUGUGGCUUUCAUUUAUUAUUAUAUGAAUUUGUGGGGGCAAAAUGAAAGAACAAAAAUUAAAUAAGUGGUGGUGGGGAUUUUGCUAUAUUUGGGAGGUAAAGGAGAAUCCACCCUAAUAGUAAGUUCUUGGAAAUGGAUGGUGGGGAGAAAGCUAAAUUUACUUCCAAAAGAAAGAUUGAAGGUUUUACUCAUAAAUCAGUCACUUAAGUUAUGAUUUUUUUACAGUGAAGUUUGGAAUAAUCACGGAUAAAGUGUAUCGUUGUCCAGUUUUGUAUAUUCUUUGUUCUGUCAACUCAUACAAACGUAAACAUCUAAAUAGCUAUUGCGUAGAGAAGGAAAUGAAUUAGUUAAACGACCAGUACGCUGAUUGAAAUUCGCUUAGGCUAUGAGUGUAGUUUGAGAGGAUGGUUCAUUUAACUUGAUUGGUGUCUAUGUAUCCCUUCAAUUAUUUAUAAUUUAGAUGAUUUGACACAUUACAUUAAACAAUUUGGAUGGACAAUCCAGCCGAAAUUAUUAUAGUUAGUUGUUUCAAAUUUUAUCAUUAGUAUUCCCAGAGUAAAGUGACCAUUCAUGCAAUUCUGAAUGAAUACGUGAAGAAUAUUAGGUAGGUGGGGUUGGCCACACACUUUGAUCUUAUUCAAGGAGCUAUCGAAAAGUUAUUCGGAUUCAAAAAAAAAUCACUACGAUCGGAUACCCGAGUUCAAAGUUACAUUCGUUUGAAGUUUCGGCCGAAGUUAGGAGUUGAUCGGAAAAAAAAAAUUGGACCAAA
Molecule: messenger RNA, 6427 nt
Organism: Linum trigynum
Lineage: Eukaryota; Viridiplantae; Streptophyta; Magnoliopsida; Malpighiales; Linaceae
Source: the annotation of a GenBank genome assembly